UUAAGUCAACAAAAGAAAGGUUAUAAUGUAGAAAUUAUGUGGAAUAAGCAUAACAUCUUUGCUAAUCUAAUUUUCAGACACAUCUCCAGACUUCAGUUUGGGCGAAGUGACUCACACGAAGAGCUCUGCAUAUGCCUGGAAUUGAGACACACAUUUAAAAGACAUCAACUUGCCUUUUGAAAAGUCCAAAACAAACAUUCCUUCAGACUCUGGAAUUCUGUACAUUUCAACCGAUACUUGCUUGAAUGUUACAUUUUCCGCUUGCUGUCCUCCUUACUGCUAUAUAGUGUUUGCAUUUUGUUAAAACUGAGCGGUGUCAGGAGUUGAGCUCAUUCAGCAAGCCAGCAUGGCUAGGAUGAGUGUUGUAGGAGCAGCUUGCCGGAUGGUGCUGGGCUUGCUAAUGACUUCAUUUGCUGAGUCUUCCAUCCUGAAUACCGAGUGUCCACAGCUUUGCGUUUGUGAAAUUCGUCCCUGGUUUACCCCACAAUCCACGUACAGAGAAGCCACCACUGUUGAUUGUAAUGAUCUCCGCCUAACAAGGAUUCCCAGCAACCUUUCCAGUGACACACAAGUGCUUCUCUUACAGAGCAAUAACAUUGCAAAGACAGUGGAUGAACUUCAGCAGCUUUUCAACUUGACUGAGCUAGACUUCUCCCAAAACAACUUUACAAAUAUUAAGGAGGUAGGGCUGGCAAACUUGACCCAGCUCACUACUCUGCAUUUGGAGGAAAAUCAGAUUACGGAGAUGACUGAUUACUGUUUGCAAGACCUCAGCAACCUUCAAGAACUCUAUAUCAACCACAACCAGAUUAGCACUAUUUCUGCUAAUGCCUUCUCUGGCUUAAAAAAUCUUUUAAGGCUCCACUUGAAUUCCAACAAAUUGAAAGUGAUUGAUAGUCGUUGGUUUGAUUCUACACCCAACCUGGAAAUUCUCAUGAUUGGGGAAAACCCUGUGAUUGGAAUCCUGGAUAUGAACUUCAAACCCCUCUCAAAUUUGAGAAGCUUAGUUUUGGCAGGAAUGUAUCUCACUGAUAUUCCUGGAAAUGCCUUGGUGGGCUUGGAUAGCCUUGAGAGCCUAUCGUUUUAUGAUAACAAAUUGGUCAAAGUCCCUCAACUUGCCCUGCAAAAAGUUCCAAAUUUGAAAUUUUUAGACCUCAACAAAAAUCCCAUUCACAAAAUACAAGAAGGAGACUUUAAAAAUAUGCUUCGUUUAAAAGAACUAGGAAUCAACAAUAUGGGGGAACUUGUUUCUGUGGACCGCUAUGCCCUGGAUAACUUGCCUGAACUGACAAAGCUAGAAGCAACCAAUAACCCCAAACUAUCUUAUAUCCACCGCUUGGCUUUUCGAAGCGUUCCUGCCCUAGAAAGCUUGAUGUUGAACAACAAUGCCUUGAACGCCGUUUAUCAAAAGACAGUGGAAUCCCUUCCCAAUUUGCGUGAAAUCAGUAUCCACAGCAAUCCUCUGAGGUGUGACUGUGUCAUCCACUGGAUUAACUCCAACAAAACAAACUUCCGCUUCAUGGAGCCCUUAUCCAUGUUCUGUGCCAUGCCACCCGAAUACAGAGGGCAACAGGUGAAGGAAGUCUUAAUCCAGGAUUCAAGUGAACAGUGCCUCCCAAUGAUAUCACAUGACACAUUCCCAAAUUAUUUAAACAUGGACAUCGGCACAACACUUUUCCUAGAUUGUCGGGCUAUGGCUGAGCCAGAACCUGAAAUUUACUGGGUCACUCCCAUUGGAAAUAAAAUAACUGUGGAAACCCUUUCAGAUAAAUACAAGCUAAGUAGUGAAGGUACCUUGGAAAUAUCUAACAUACAGAUUGAAGACUCAGGAAGAUAUACAUGUGUUGCCCAGAAUGUCCAAGGGGCGGACACUAGAGUGGCAACAAUUAAGGUUAAUGGAACCCUUCUAGAAGGUACCCAGGUGCUGAAAAUAUAUGUGAAGCAGACAGAAUCUCAUUCCAUUUUAGUGUCCUGGAAAGUCAAUUCCAACGUCAUGACAUCAAACUUAAAAUGGUCAUCCGCCACUAUGAAGAUUGACAAUCCCCACAUUACAUAUACAGCCAGGGUCCCAGUAGAUGUUCAUGAAUACAACCUAACACACCUGCAGCCUUCUACAGAUUAUGAAGUGUGUCUCACAGUGUCCAAUAUUCAUCAGCAGACUCAAAAGUCAUGUGUAAAUGUCACAACCAAAACUGCUGCCUUUGCACUGGACAUCUCUGAUCAAGAAACCAGCACAGCCCUUGCUGCAGUAAUGGGGUCCAUGUUUGCUGUUAUUAGCCUUGCAUCCAUUGCCGUAUACAUUGCUAAAAGAUUUAAGAGAAAAAACUACCACCAUUCACUUAAAAAGUAUAUGCAAAAAACCUCUUCAAUCCCACUAAAUGAGCUGUACCCACCACUCAUUAACCUCUGGGAAGGCGAUAGCGAGAAAGACAAAGAUGGUUCUGCAGAUACCAAGCCGACCCAAGUUGACACAUCCAGAAGCUAUUACAUGUGGUAACUAGUAGAUAUUUUGCUUCUGGUAGUAAGGAGCACAAAGACGUUUUUGCUUUAUUCUGCAAAAGUAACAAGUUGAAGACUUUUGUAUUUUUGACUUUGCUAGUUUGUGGCAGAGUGGAGAGGACGGAUGGAUAUUUCAAAUUUUUUUAGUAUAGCGUAUCGCGAGGGUUUGGACACAGCUGGCAGUGACUCUAGGCUUCCAGCUUGUGUUUGGUUUUUAUUCUUAUCAUUAUUAUGAUUAUUAUUAUAUCAUUAUUAUUAUUAUUUUAUUUUAGUUAUGCUAAACUCAAUAAUGCUGUCUAAACUACAAUGCUGAAUAAAAUGAUUAAUGACAGGUUGGGGUUCCCCUGUGCUUUUACCAGUAGCCUGACCCCUUCUGAAGCCAUGAGUAGAAAGUACCAUGUCCUCCAAAAAGAUAACGUGCAGUUUUGAAGCAGCAUUAAACCUUUUGUAGCAAUCUGGUCUACAGACUUUUAACUUCAGAAGCUAAGGCUAGACUUGCUACCUUCACUGAAUGAUGUUAGUUGACUGUACUGUAAUGUUGUAUCAACUGAAUUGAAUGUUUGCCUUACAGCAACGACUUUUCUUUCCUUCUUCCUCUUUCUUUUUCUUUCUUUUUUUUCUUUUAGUAAUAGUCUUAGAACAAGCUAACAGGCAAUAGAAGUAUGUAAGUCAGAUUUUUUUUAAUGUAACAAGCUACAUGUUAAUUGUUACUGUAUUCUUUUUAUCUUUAGUAGACACUUUUAAAAGAAAAGAUAAUUUUGUUGUGUUUAACUCACCAACAUGUGGUGUAUAAUGAAGACAGACUAUAAUAAAUUAGUUUUGUUCUGAUUUUUUUAGAACAUUUGCAAUAAUGUAUCAUUUAUAGUUCUUGGUAGUUGCAGUGACAUUUUCACAUCCAUGGAAAUAACAAUCAAAAUAAAUCAGCUAUAGCAAGUUGUCUUUUAAAGAUAGGCCCUAAAAUGUUUUGAAUUCUUUUUCUAAUGAAAGAAAUAUCUAUUUUAAUUAAAACAUUCUAAUGAGCAGGAUUUCUAUAUUUUAAAUAUUACUGUCCAGAACCUAAUGGGGGGCUGUUCAUAUAAUGAAAAAGAAAGGUGUUUUACUAUAUCCCAUGCAUGACUAAACACAGUCAUAUAUUUAUGAAUACAUUGAAUAUGUCAUUCUUUUUUCUCUAAUGGUUAAGACCUGAUUUAUUUUACAGGAUAUCCAUCCAAGUAUAAAAUUUAGAACUUUGGAGUAUUUCAAAAUGUAUGAUGGUACUUUUUAACAGUAGUCUAUAUGCUUAGACUCAUAUUAGUCUGUAUUUCAGUGUGGAGAUAUCUGCUGAGACAAGUCUAUGAUUAAUAGAAGACAGAACAACUUCUGUACAGUUGGCAUUUUUCAUCCAAAUAAUAUAUACAUAGUUUAGCAGAAUUAAAUAUUUCAAUAUUCCAUGUGAAAUACUUGUAUAAAGUUUAGAACAGAGGAAGCUAGGUUUACAUAGAACUAGUUCCACAGAGGGUAGAGGAAGGUGAUUUAAAAGUAUAGGUAGAGGACAAAAGACCCAUUUGAAAAUUCAAAUUGAUAAGCCAGGGAAAUAAAGAAAAGCUGUUCCAGAUGGCAGCUGCUGUGGACACACUGUCAUGCCAGGAAUGAUGAGAUUGUAAAAAGGGACUGAGGAAACAGGUGCCAGAUGAGCAAAAGCAAGGACAAGGGAAGGAAAAAAAGUCCAAAUGAGGUGGGCUGAGAGAUUUCUUUCAUUGUCAGACAAUAUGUUUUGUAAAACACUUAAAAGAUUGUCACUUUCCUUCCCAUUCUAAAGGGAGUGGGGAGAGAAUUUCAGGUGCUAAAACAAGUAAGGUGCAACAGAACAAUGAAGUAUCUGAGCUAGAAGCAUUUUUCCCACUGCCUUCACUUGUUGAGAAAAACCUAGGCUCAGGGAGGGCUUUCCUGCCCAUUCAGAACUUCACACUCCAUGGAUCUCUCCAGGCCUGGCAGCCUGCUAGACUACCAUGCAGGGCUCCUCUUUUAUAUUUCUAACCAGUCUCUGAUGACCCUGCUUCAAAAAUGCAGCAUUAUCUUUAAGGUCCCAUUUACUCAGAAUACAUAUUAGCACAAGAUCAGAGAAUCAGGAAAAUGUCUGCAUUGUUAUUUCUGCCAGGUCCAUGUGGGAAACAACUGGAGAUGCUUUGGAGGCAACUGUGGGGCAAGCCCUACUGGACAGUUCUUGUCUUCAAACAUCUGCAGGGUAGAAGACCACCUAACAAUCUCUCGUAAAUCUGCAAACCAUGAAAAGGCAGCACUGAGGCAUUAGACCCAGGCAGCUUGCCGAUGUGCAAGGAGGCUUCAGUUAUCCCAUAAGGCAAUGAUUCGAACCUAGCACAGAAUGAGGGCUUAAAUAUUAGUAAAAAUAAAUGAAGGAAAGAAACAAUCAUUCUUUUCCAUUCUGAAUACAUAGCAAAUACAGGGAAAUCCAAGUGUUUUUGUCAAUGAUAUCUUUUGCCAGGUCAGUUUAGGGGAUUUUUUUUUUCCUUUACUUUAAAAAAGUACUACCAGGGCUGGUGGGGGUGACUCAAGUGUCAAGAGCACCUGCCUAGCAAGCGUGAGGCCCUGAGUUCAAACCCCAGUGCUGCCAAAAAAAAA
Molecule: messenger RNA, 5118 nt
Organism: Castor canadensis (American beaver)
Lineage: Eukaryota; Metazoa; Chordata; Mammalia; Rodentia; Castoridae
Gene: Lrrn1
Product: leucine rich repeat neuronal 1
Cellular component (GO): plasma membrane
Molecular function (GO): protein binding
Source: RefSeq, a predicted model, not a curated record